CGGCCGGGUUAGAUUUUGCUUGAUGACCAAGUCAAGCCCAAUGGAUGUAAAUAGAACAAGAAGUUCUGAAUACAAUGGCUUUAUUCUAAAUCUGUUAUUAUUUUAUAUGUGAUUGAAUUGCUAUUUUCAUAGAUUACUGUACUGACAAAUCAAAAAGUUCAAUUUUGUAAAUGAGAUGAUCAUCAAUCAAACAAAGGCUGCAAUACAAUGAUUUUGAAGGUUGACUUUUCAGGCGCCACAAAGUUUUCCAACAAUUUAUAAACUGAGCAAAUUGCAGUAUAAUAUAGGCUUAAUUACACUAAUGCUCUCUGAAACUUCAGUCAAAUCUUAUUUUAUUCCCCGAAACUUUAAAUAAUCCACUUUCAUAUUUUGAUCGAGAUUUAAUGACCCACUUUGCCUCCUGCCUUCAACUCCAUCCAAAAUUCUGUUAAAAUUGAUGAUGUGGCAUGAGUUUAUUGGUAAUUUCAUACACAUAGAUCAUUAAACCAAAUGAGUGAGUGACGUGACAAGUGGAGCCUAGCUCUGCGUAGAUAAAAAAAUAAAAUAAAAUUUUCGAAUAACUAAAAAUUAAAAUAAACUUCAUAAAAAAUAAAAUAAAAUAAAAACUCAAAAACCUUCCUCCAAUCCUCUCAUCUACGCACCCCAAACCCAACCCACACCAUCUACAGCCGCCACCACUCCACCACUCCACCACUCCACCAUCCAUUUCCACAAACCCAACCCACCACCACACCACACCAUCCCUACCUACAAACCCAACUCCACCCAGCAUUUAUAACCACUCAGCAUGACAGUAAUCUUCCCCCCAAAAUCACCAAAUCAAAAUUUUCCAAAAAUGAAGAAGACGAAAGCGGGCAAGAUCUGGUUUUCUGGGGUUGAGCUGAGCAGAUCUUGGGGUGGGGCGCGAUUGUUUUGGGGUCAAAGUUGUAUGGGGUAAUUUUGGGUCUUUAAAUUUUAUGCUCAUCGCUUAAUUGUCUCUAGGUGCGGCUGGACAUGGCAGCCCCUCGCACAAAGAUUGAGUAAAGAUUUGAUAUCUGCAUAUAUUUAUUGGUCUAGGAAAAGGAUUUUCUUGUUCUUUUUCUUGUGGGGUUAUGAGAUCUAGGAAAUUGUCUCAUGAAGAAGAACUGAGGAAGGAAGAAUGUGAUGAUUAAAAUUGAGAUCUGCAUAUUGAGGAAGGAAGAAGGAAGAAUAGGGAUCUGCAUGUAUUCUAAGAAAUUAAAAACUGAGAGUGGUUCAUUGGAUAAGAAAGAAGGUGAUGAUUGACGAAGGACAAAAAAAUUUAAAAAAACAGCUACCUGUAUUUCACGGAAGUGGAUUUGAGUCUUGACAAACAAAAAACAUCAAUUCCUUAAGGGUUUUUGAGUUUUUUUAUUUUAGUUAUUAGAAUAUUUUAUUUUUAUUUUUAUUUAUAUGGAGGUAGACUCUACUUGCCACAUCACCAACUCAAUCGGUGUAAAUGAUUCAUGUGUAUGAAAUUACCAAUAAGCCUAUGCCAUAUCAUCAAUUUUAACAGAGUUUUGGAUGAAGUUGACGGCAAGAUGCAAAGUGGGUUACUAAAUCUCGGUCAAAGUAUGAAAAUGGGCCAUUUUAAGUUUCGGGGGUAAACUGAGAUUUGACUAAAGUUUCAGGGUGCAUUAGUGUAAUUAAGCCUAUAAUAUAUGCAGUUCAUAUGAUGGGGGGCAUUGGUAUAUAGAUAGGUUCACUUAAUGGUGCCUUUCAAAAAUUUCUUCCUCACAAUUCUCACCCUCUGAGUCUCGGAGUUUGGCAGCCAUGGUGGCAAAGCUUAUGCAUGCGGUUCAGUACAAAAGCUAUGGUGGAGGACCUUCUGGUUUAAAGCAUGUUGAGAUUCCAAUCCCCUCUCUGAAGAAAGAUGAAGUUUUGCUGAAAACAGAAGCAGCUAGUCUGAAUCCAAGUGAUUUUAAAAUUCAGAAAGGCCUGGCACGCCCUUUUUUACCACGCAAAUUGCCUCACACACCUGUUACUGAUGUAGCCGGAGAGAUAGUAGAGGUUGGACAAGGAGUCAAGAAGUUCAAAGUGGGAGACAAAGUUGUGGCAUUACUGAGCUAUGGUAAUGGAGGUGGACUGGCUGAGUUUGCUGUAGCUAAAGAGAAACGAGUAGUUGCUAGGCCUCCCGAAGUUUCGGCAGCUGAAGGUGCAGGCUUACCUAUGGCUGGUCUCACAGCUCACCAGGCUGUCACCAAGGAUGCAAGGAUCAAGCUUGAUGGAACUGGCCAGCUGAAGAACAUACUGAUUACUGGUGCCGCCGGUGGUGUUGGUCUCUAUGCAGUCCAACUAGCAAAGCUUGGAAACACUCAUGUUACCGCCACCUGUGGAGCUCGGAACAUUGAAUUGGUGAAGAGCUUAGGGGCAGAUGAGAUUCUUGACUACAAAACACCUGAAGGGGCAUCCCUGAAGAGCCCGUCAGGUCGAAAAUAUGAUGUUGUGAUCCACAGUGCAUCAUCAGCCAUUCCUUGGUCAGUCUUCGAGGCAAAUUUGAGUGCAAGAGGGAAGGUAAUAGACCUUACUAUUGGUGCAAGUAAUCUGUUUACUUUUGUUCUGAAGAAAAUCACUUUCUCCAAGAAGAAGCUGGUGCUACUGGCUAUAAGUGCCAAGGCUGAGAACCUGGAUUGUCUUGUUAAGUUGGCCAAGGAAGGAAAACUCAAGACAGUAAUUGACUCAAACUACCCUCUGAGCAAGGCUGAAGAUGCUUGGGCUAAAAGAAUCAAUACCCAAUGCACUGGGAAGAUCAUUGUGGAGCCUUGAGUAGACAAAAUUUCCUAGGAUUGUAAACUUCAUGAAACUUUUUGCAAUUGUAGUAAACCUCAUGUACAAAAGAAUAAAACCUCAUGUACAAAAGAAUUAUGUAGUUAAUAGUGUGUGGAUUUUUCUUUUUCUUUUUGGUUUUAUGAACCAUUGGAUAUUGUAAAUGAGAAGGUUUGGGACUAAAUGUUCAUUUUCAACUGUUAGUAGUAUUUGACAGUAUUUCAGA
Prunus persica (peach) is the source of this 2989-nucleotide messenger RNA. Its product is annotated as putative quinone-oxidoreductase homolog, chloroplastic. Lineage: Eukaryota; Viridiplantae; Streptophyta; Magnoliopsida; Rosales; Rosaceae. The record is from RefSeq and is a predicted model, not a curated record. The coding region runs from base 1771 to 2763 and encodes 330 amino acids. The transcript has 4 exons. Gene Ontology annotation, molecular function: oxidoreductase activity.